Messenger RNA from Rhineura floridana, 2157 nucleotides. It is a transcript of the gene DCAF4, whose product is annotated as DDB1 and CUL4 associated factor 4. The record is from RefSeq and is a predicted model, not a curated record. NCBI's taxonomy places the organism in Eukaryota, Metazoa, Chordata, Lepidosauria, Squamata, Rhineuridae. Gene Ontology annotation, cellular component: Cul4-RING E3 ubiquitin ligase complex. The transcript has 14 exons. The coding region runs from base 206 to 1747 and encodes 513 amino acids. Gene Ontology annotation, molecular function: protein binding.
AGAGGCGGGACGAGGUGCGGAACCAAUGAGAGACGCGUGAAGAAGGAAGUUGGAGGAAUUACUGCGUCCGCAGAAAGUUGUGGGGGUGGAGUUGUCCCAGCCACGUCGCUGCCUGGGGGAGUUUGGAAUGUUAAUAAACUAGGUUUAGCAGGAAUGAAGAAAAACAGUUGGCGAGAGAGAAACAGUUGGCGAGGCCGAGACAAUCAUGUAUGGAGCAAUCGAAGGCAAACUUAUAAUCACCAGCCGUACAGGGUACGUCACUAUGGGAGCUAUGCAGAAAGGCAAGUGCAGGUCUGAACAAGAACAAUUGCAAAACUCACAGAGCCCAGGUAUGAGCCAAAAUGAAUCUCCCUCUACAUCGUCUAACAUGUGCCAGAACUCUCCAGUGCCUGAACUACCAGGAUUUUACUAUGAUCCUGAAAAGAACCGUUAUUUCCGUUUACUUCCUGGGCAUAACAACUGCAAUCCUCUCACCAAGGAGAGUAUUCAGCACAGAAAGAUGGAGUGUCAAAGGCUGAGGCUCUUGGAGGAAGAGGAGAAAAGCAUAAAGAAAACAUCCAGGUUUGGAUUGAACUCUUCAAUCAUUUUGCGCAAGAGGCAGCUAGGUCUGUUCAGCUCUAUCAGCUAUUGCAGGCUGAUCCAUGAAUUAAAAGUGAAUUGCAUGCAGAGAAGGAAAUUAGAAAUUGAAAGCCCAGAUUCCUCCAUUUCUGGAAGCAACAAUUUUAAACUGAUAAUGGCAGACAGUGCCUAUGAAAGAAUAUUCACUGUGAAUGAUGUAGAGCAUGGAGGAUGUAAAUGUGGUAUUGUCAACCUUGGUGGCUUGGGAAAGGAUUCUCUAACUGUGGAAAUGUACAACAACCUCUAUUUCACAAACCGCAAGGUGAAUUCUGUAUGUUGGGCAUCACUGAGUCAUCCAGAUUCCCAUAUUUUGCUGUGCCUCAUGGGCAUUGCAGAAACUCUAGGCUGUGCCAGCCUACUCCCAGCAUCUUUGUUCAGUAACUCUAAUACAGGUAGUGAUCAACCUGGAAUGUUGUGCAGCUUCAAGAUUUCCACAGCCUGGUCCUGUGCCUGGUGCCUGAAUCCUCAGGCUGAUAAUUUUUUUAGCACAGGUUUAAGUCAACAAGUCCACGUGACCAAUGCAGUGACCGGUCAUCGUCAAAUAUUUUAUACCAGCAGUGAUACUCUAGCGCAGCAGUUCGCCACCCAGACUCCAGUGCUGUAUAAUGGCUGCCGUUCAGGGGAGAUUUUCAGCAUUGAUGUUCGUCGGCACAGCAAUAAAGGGCAAGGGUUGAAAACCGUCCGUCUCUUUCAUGACUCAGCAGUCACAUCUGUUAACCUUCUGAAGAAUGAGCAGUACCUCAUGGCUGCAGACAUGGCAGGCCAGGUAAAACUCUGGGACCUGAGAACUCUGAAAUGUGUGAAAGAAUAUCGAGGUCAUCACAAUGAACAUACCAUUCUCCCUUUGCACAUCAGUGAGGAAGAAGGGCUUCUUACAGCAGUGGGCCAGGACUGUUAUACGCGAAUUUGGAGUCUCCAAGAUGCUCAUUUGCUACGGACAAUGCCUUCUCCCCAUCCAUCUUCCACUGACUCCAUCCCAAGUGUGGCGUUCUCAUCACGACUUGGAGGCACUCAAGGGGUUCCUGGGUUGCUUAUGGCAGUCAAACAGGAUCUCUAUUACUUCUCCUAUAAAACAGAUGAUCCGUACUGUCUGCAUACCAAAGUUAUGGAUCAUUCCAUUCCUUCUUGAUGACUAAGAACAAAAAUGUGAUGGGUGUCUAUCCUCCAUAUUAUUGUAUUUACAUGGACUGUGGUUCUUUCCUUUAACAUUCUAGACCUUAAUCAAUUUCAGGAACACUUUUCAGUUUUUUAUUUCUAGAGGAUUGUAAAUAAAGUCAAAGAAUGAUUAUGGGAACAUGAGAUGAUGUUGCUAUUUCCAAACAAUUAUUUAAUUUUUAAUGCAUAUUUUAAUGCAGAUGCUGAAGCUUGUUAGAGAAAAUUUCCAAUAUUCUCGUGUCUUUCAAUAUUCUGCUUAACAGUCUCUGUGCUACAUUUUUGCUGCUAAUUGUUCACUUGGAGAGAUUACAGAUUUAUAUAAGCAUGCAUGCACACACAAAAGUAACAGAACAGCACUGCAAAAUAAAAGAAGAUACUUUGGAA